AUGGCGAAGAAAGCUCUUCUUCUCCAUAUCAUCCUUUUCGCCAUGCUUUCUCCUUCCUCCCAGCUCUCCAACGAAGUAAUCCAGAACGCAAUCGAAGCUCUCUCCAACUCCGGCUUCGUUUCAAUGUCGUUAACGAUCGAGUUAGUUUCCUCCUUUCUAUCAUCUCUUCCACCUUCCGUAACAAUGUUCUCUCCCUCCGAUUCCGCCUUCUCCAAGUCCGGACAACCGUCUCUCGAUCUCCUUCAGUAUCAUUUCACGCAACUCCCAUUCUCAUUGGAAACUAUACGUUCUUUACCAUACGGCACCGAGAUUCUAACAAUGUCUUCUGGAAAAUCUCUCUUCGUUACCAGCUCUCCAUUAGAUCACAAAAUUUCACUCAACAACGUCACAAUCUGUGGAUAUCCAGUACACGAUGACGGAUCGUUGAUUAUCUUCGGAAUUGACGAAUUCUUUGAUCCUGAAUUUGAGUUUCCUCAAACAGUUCAAACUCCUAUCCCUGAUCUCGGAUGCGUGAUUUCAUCAUCCAACUUAACCUCUUCCUUCCCUGUUUCUUCGUUUAUCGAGGCAUCAGUAGAGCUAAGGUCGAGAGGAUACUCUGUAAUAGCUUCGUAUCUAGACGUGCAAUUACUAGGGUUUCUGGAACCGCCAAAGUUAACAAUCUUUGCUCCUGUUGAUGAUGUAAUGACUGAUUACGUCUCCAAUUUUACUGAAGACUCGUCUCUAUUUCUUCGACAUGUUAUUCCUUGUAGAGUCACAUGGAGUGAUCUUGCUAGUUUUGAAGAUGGAACUCCGCUGCAGACUUUUGCUGAGGGAUCCAGUAUUAGGCUUACCAGAUUUAAUCAUCCGUUGUUGCUCAAUGAUGUACCGAUUGCAUUCCCUGAUAUGUACAUCAGUGAUAGUCUUGUCAUUCAUGGCCUUCAUGGAAUCCUUGAGAGAAAAGAAAUGCCUGAACCAGAUGAAUCUCCGUCUGUGCAGAACGAUGACUGUUGUCUUGCCCCCGAUCAUAGUGAAUUCUGAGUUCCUCGCCCGCUGUAACAAGGUGCACCAGUUUUUUUUAUCCUUCUAGAUUACUUUCCAUUGCAGAAUCUUGAUUGACAUGCAAUAGAUAUAAUAAUUUCAGUACAAUUUCGAAUUC
Messenger RNA from Impatiens glandulifera, 1135 nucleotides. RefSeq names its product putative fasciclin-like arabinogalactan protein 20. Lineage: Eukaryota; Viridiplantae; Streptophyta; Magnoliopsida; Ericales; Balsaminaceae. The transcript has a single exon. The record is from RefSeq and is a predicted model, not a curated record. Bases 1 to 1017 code for a protein of 338 amino acids.